GAUCCCGCUUUGCCACGAUGAGACGUAAGGCGGGGUUAUGCACGAUUCAGCAAAAAGCAUUAAAAACUACAUUGUUUUCUAUAGUGAUAGGUUAUAGUGAGCUGUAAACGAAAGGUUGUUCAAGCAGCAAUAAAUCCAAUAAUAAUCUUUUUGAACUACAAGAUCUUCUCUACAACAUUUGAGUUGUGUUAACCAGCAUUUGAACCCGUUCGUUUAGCCUAGUCGGACUUAUUUCAAUACAUCUGAAAAUCAUCCCACCUUCCAUGAUGUAUAAACAACCCCUAAGACGCCUGUUCAGGAGGUAGGAAAAGUGCAAUUUGAAUAUCACUGACAUGCACCUUGCACAAAGUCGAAGGUCAGCUAAAUGUCCUAAUUCUACUUUCUUGGCAUAAGCAGCUAGUUUUAUACGAAUACCUUCACUUUUAUAUAACAUUUGAACAUAUAGAGACUUAAUAAGUAUAUAUAGUCAUUUAAACUAUACAAUAUUUGCAACUUUUUGACUAUAUUGCAUGUGAUUGUGCAUUGUAUGAAGAGGGAAAACAUAAUUGAUGCAAUAAUUAAAAUGUUCGGCGCAUGAGAAUUAAAUGCGACGUUUGAAUUCCUGUCGCACUAGAGUCGCAUUUAGUUCGUGACUGCAAGUUAGGCUUCAGUUAUUCCGCGUGGAAUUAAAUUGGUUACUGAUAAAAACACACACUUGAUUAUCACGAAAAGUGAGCAGGAAGUCGGCAUUUAAUAAUGGUUCUUUGUUUGCGAAAAUUGCUCAAUUAAGCUGAAAAUAUAUACAUUGAUAUCGGCCCAUUCGAUGCCAAGGUGUGGCUCUGAGCUUGCAGUGGUCGGGUAUAUUUAGGAGGACACAACGCUGUUUUAUUCACUCCUUGCUCAGCAGUCGGCGAGUGAAGUUGGACAUCUCAAUUCUUCUGCUUUUGCGAACAUUUUGCUAUUUUCAGGUAAGAAAAACAAACAUUCAUACAGUUAUAUUAUACGACAACUCGGGCGAGUUAAUCGUGUGCUUGAUAUACAAAAUACAACACAAGUUGUAAGCAUGCAGGUUGCAUGCAACUAAAUCGACCUUUAAAUUAUGACCAUUAUAUAUUUUGCUGGACCUAAAUUAAUCUAUGAGAGUUGAAAUGCUUGUAAUCUCCGAGAUCGGGGAGUAAUACAGUAUAGGAAGUAUAUACAGGAAGAUUUUUUGGAUUUUAGAAUCUUAGCAAAAAUAUCCAUGAAGGAUUUUGGGGGGUUUUGCCAUGCAGAUUUUCAGCGAAUAGUAAAAGAUGUUUUUGGCACGAUUUUAUGAUUUUGAAGAGCUCGUGGAUUCGGAAAGGGAUCUUUGUAGAUUUUCCAAAAGAUUUUGAGCUAUUUUGCCAACCUUUCAGCUGAUUUCCAUGGGGGGCGUGAAAUAAAGAGGUUAAGUUGUCUCGUGGGGAAGAUUAUUCUAAUGCAUGUGAGGCUCCUUUAUAAUUGAAGCACAUCUUGCCAAAUUAUUUCUUCAGAAUAUAGAAGAGCUAAAUCAGUUUCUUUAUUUCUGAGAUUGUAAGCAUUUGCUAUCUUUCCUUAUUGGAAAGAAAAAGUUCGUUUAGAUUGGGUGCGGUGUGGCCAUUUAAAAUUUUAUAAGUAUAAUUUCGUGUGCAGGCCAUUUAAAAUUUUAUAAGUAUAAUUUAAAAGUACUGCUAGAAGUUUCCAAUUUAAGUUUCUAAGCAAGUCAGCUGAUCGAACAAUCGAACAUUCCCCCAUGCAUUUAGUAAUUACUCUUGCAACACGAUAUUUUUACAUUUUUUAUCAACACGAUAUCUUGAUAUUUUUGGAGCCGUUUUUGACGCCAAUUCCGCAAUUAUCCCAUAGCGGGCUAUACAGUAAUAAAAAUAGGGCUGCAUGUACAAUAGCUUGUAUAGUAUAACUAUAAUCUACAAUUUUACGACUUGUUUUGCAGUAAACGACAAUGACGCCAGUCGCUACGUUGGCAAGCUUGAUCCUUCUUGCUCAAAUGAUGAGCAUUAAUGCAGCUUUAACCAAACCUGAUGCGACAUUUGGAAAGCAAUGUCCGCCUGGUAUGUUGGUAGAUAUUUAACUGCUUCACAUAUAUAUACCUAUAUAUCUAUGUGUCUUUGGGGCUGUUUUUGAAAAUCCAUGCAUAGAAGCUAGGCCAUAGAAUGGAAAUUCUAUGGACCUUUAUUGGAAAUAGAAUGGAUUUUGAUUAUCCAUAAUAAUUGUAUAUUUCCAUUCUAUGGAUAUAGUAUCGAAAUAGUAUGGAUAUACUAUGGAUUUAGUGGUGCAAUUGCAAAUUUCAUAGUAUGGAUUUCACUUUUUUUUCCAGUGGUACAUUUAUCUGUUAGGUAUAAGGAUUACCCUAAACCAAGCUAUUAUUCGCGCUAUAUAUACUGAAUGUAUAAAGAUGAUACAUUUAAAUAAUUUUAAUGAUUUAAAAUUAAUAUAAAUAUUUCAAAAUAAAUUUGCAUAACAUGACAAUGCAGUUGCUAUUCAAAACACUCGAACUCGCGUUUUAUCAUAUCUAAAACGCUCGGCUGCGCUUCGCGUUUUAAAUAUGAUAAAACACUCCUUCUCGUGAUUUUUAAAAAUACAUUGAAAUACAACGUGAUUUCACAACAGAUGUUUUCCUCGAUCUCACUUCAAUGAAUUAUAAAUGAAUUAUUCUGUAGGUUAUGGGAUUUCUCGUAUUGUAAGCUACUACAGCAAUCACCACAGAGACCGCGCAUGGGCUUUCUAUUGCAGACGUGACGCGAAAAUCACAAACAGCUGUCAUUGGACAGGUUGGUUGAAUUGGUACGACCGCGAAUUACUGUACCAAUGCCCAACUGGAGUUCUCGCAGGUAAUGUAUAAAGUAGUUGUUCAUAACAAAGCUUACAGCUUCUAUUGUUUCAUUACAGCAUCUAUUGUUUCAUUAAUUAAUCAGGGUCGAUACAAUUUUUCUGAAUAAAUGAAAGGUUUGUUAACAUCCAUUUCCAAUCAAUAAAUCUAAUACAAAACACUAGGACUCUGAAUAAAAAUGUUGAAUGAACAAGAUUCUUCCAUUCACAGUAUAUUUUGUCUCACUAAAGUUUAUACGUUUUCUCAAUUUUCAUCUCUUGCGAAGUAUUGUGCGCACUGAUUACAAAUUUCAGUAUAAUAAGUCAUCAUAUUAUAAAGAUCACAGCAAUAAAAUGACGACAAUAGCAACAACAGCAACAGCAACAGCAACAACAACAACAACAGCAACAGCAACAUCAACAGCAACAGCAACAACAACAACAACAGCAACAACAACAACAACAGCAACAGCAACAGCAACAUCAACAGCAACAGCAACAGCAACAUCAACAGCAGCAGCAACAUCAACAGCAACAGCAACAUCAACAGCAACAGCAACAACAACAACAACAACAACAACAACAGAAACAGCAACAACACAGCAACAGCAACAGCGACAUCAACAUCAACAUCAACAGCAACAUCAACAGCAACAUCAACAUCAACAGCAACAGCAACAACAACAACAACAACAACAACAGCAACAGCAACAACGACAGCAACAGCAACAUCAACAUCAACAUCAACAGCAACAGCAACAGCAACAGCAACAUCAACAGCAACAGCAACAGCAACAGCAACAGCAACAACAACAACAACAGCAAUAGCAAUAGCAACAACAACAACAACAGCAACAACAGCAACACAACAAUGGCAACCACAUUACGAUUACAACACACAAUUACAGCACACAAUGACAACACAACAAUGACAGCAACAGCAACAACAACAAUUACAACACAACAAUGGCAACCAGGAAGUAUAAAUAUUUUCCAGUGUUCAUUGCUCGCAGUUGAUAAAAUUUCAUGAUUUUCAAUUCAUCAGGUGUAUUCUCGACACAUCAUAAUCAUUACGAAGAUAGAAGAUUUAAAUUCAAAUGCUGCCGCACCAAAAGAGUUUGUCAAUACAAUUGUCGUUGGACCGGUUACGUCAAUACCUUUAGAGGUCGUAAGAACUAUGUGGUACCAUAUGGCUAUUUUAUCACUGGGGCAAAAAGUCAUCACCUGAACAGCAAAGAGUAAGUUCAACAAUCAAAAUUUCAAUUCCCCCAGAAGGUUUUGCUUUCAUCUUGGGCCUUCAUCUAGUUUGUUUGCAGUGUAAUCAUGAAUUUUUACAAUUGACUUGUCAAAAUUUUGAAUUGUCAAAAUCUCUAAAAUUUUACCAAAAUUUUAUUUUAAAAUCUCAAAAUUGACGAAAUCUUACCAAAAGUAAAAUAUUUUACCAAAUUUGGUCACACUGUCACUGACAGCACUUCCAUAUUUAAUUUCAUUUUCAAUUUCCAUAUAUGACAGCAAUUUAAUAACAAAAAUUCCAUAAAUCAUCCCAAAUCAUCCCAAAAUAUCACACUUCAUCCCACACAUGUUUCAACGUUUUGGAUUUUGCGGGCUGGGGCGAAUUUAAACUUGGGAUAAGUUUGUUAAGAACAGAUCUAGGAGGGCACAAGGCCCAUAUUGUGUGCAAUAUUAUAUGCAACUUUUCACUGAAAAUUGGAUUAAUUGGACUUUUAACGCAUAUUUUAGUAAAUAUAUUAUAUACAAUAUUCACUGGUUACUGAAAUUUGAAUACUUUUGGGUCAAUAAUUCAUAAGGUUUUUUCGAGGGCUGUAUUCAUCAUAUCUCUUUCGUGUUUUUUAGGGACAGAAUAUGGCGAUUCCUCAUAUGUCGUUUUCACUAAGAAGUUCUGAAGGCCAAGCAAUUACUAAUCUUUUUUGUAUUUGAACGUUUAUGUAUUUGUAAUAAUGAUCAAUGAUCUUUCAUGUUUACAAGUAAUAAAAUAAAACGCAAUAAAUUCUAUUCUAUCGUGUACUUUAUUUGUUGAGUAUAU
Paramuricea clavata is the source of this 4846-nucleotide messenger RNA. NCBI's taxonomy places the organism in Eukaryota, Metazoa, Cnidaria, Anthozoa, Malacalcyonacea, Plexauridae. The record is from the annotation of a GenBank genome assembly.